This is a messenger RNA of Mugil cephalus (flathead mullet), 4095 nucleotides long. RefSeq names its product rabaptin, RAB GTPase binding effector protein 1 (gene rabep1). Gene Ontology annotation, biological process: endocytosis. Bases 108 to 2693 code for a protein of 861 amino acids. Gene Ontology annotation, molecular function: GTPase activator activity; growth factor activity. The transcript is spliced from 19 exons. Gene Ontology annotation, cellular component: intracellular membrane-bounded organelle. NCBI's taxonomy places the organism in Eukaryota, Metazoa, Chordata, Actinopteri, Mugiliformes, Mugilidae. The record is from RefSeq and is a predicted model, not a curated record.
UACCGCUCGCUAGCUUAACAGUAGUUGUGAUGUUAGCCUGUUUUCUUGGACACUCCUAGCUCUUAUCCCACCGCCCUGGUAAUUGCCUCAAGCCCCCUCAGGCAGCCAUGGCCGAGGAGGCCUCGGGAUCCCCUCUGUCGUCCCAACAUGACGAGGUGCUCCAGCAGCGGGUGGCGGCUCUGGAGCAGGAGAGGGCCGAGUUCAUCCGACUCAAGCAGCAGCUGGAGGCCGAGUUCAACCAGAAACGGGCCAAGUUCAAAGAGCUCUACAUGUCCAAGGAAGAGGAGCUGAAGAGGCAGAAGGCGGCGUUGGAUGGCGCCCAGACUGAGCUCAGCUCCGUCCAGGCCCAGCUGGCUCAGGCCCGGGCCGAGAUAGAGACCAUCAAAGAGGUGGCCACCGUGUCGGAGAACACCAAGCAGGAAGCCAUCGACCAGGUCCGCAGCCAGUGGCAGGAGGAAGUGGCGUCGCUGCAGGCCAUCAUGAAAGACACAGUGUGCGAGUACGAGGUCCAGUUCCACCAGCGUCUGGAGCAGGAGCGAGCCCAGUGGAACCAGUACCGCGAGGCGGUCGAGCGGGAACUGGGAGACCUGAGACGCCGGCUCACCGAGGGUCAGGAGGAGGAGAACCUGGAGGAUGAAAUGAAGAAAGCCCAGGAGGAUGCAGAGAAGCUGCGUUCGGUGGUGAUGCCCAUGGAGCAUGAGAUCGCAGCCCUGAAGGCAAAGCUGAACUCGGCCGAGGAGAGGGUGAAGGAACUGGAGGCCUCGAAGGUGAAGGAGCUCAAUCACGUUCUGGAGGCUGAGAAGUCUUGUCGUACCGACCUGGAGAUGUACGUGGCCGUGUUGAACACCCAGAAGUCCGUGCUGCAGGAAGACGCAGAGAAACUACGGAAGGAGCUUCACGAAGUUUGUCACAAGCUGGAGUUGGAGCGUCAGCAGCACAACCAGCUGAAGCACACAUGGCAGCGAGCCAACGACCAGUUCCUGGAGUCGCAGCGCCUGCUCAUGAGGGACAUGCAGAGGAUAGAGAGCGUGUUGUCGUCAGAGCAGCUGCGCCAGGUGGAGGAGAUGAAGAAGAAGGACCAGGAGGAGGAUGAAAAGGAGCGGCUGAGUCAAGUGAAGGACCUGCAGGAGGAGGAUGAGGCCGACAGCACGGAGCCUUUGGAUGACUUAUUUCCCGGGCUGAGCGUCGAGGAUCCCCACGGCAACCUCAGCGGCCAUGGCUCUAUGCACUCCUUAGACGCUGACGUGGUGGCAGGGAGCCCCAUGGAUCCCUACAAGGAAAAUCUGAGGAGGGUCCAGUCCACAGACAGCCUCGGCUCCUCGCUGUCGGCCCAGCAGGGCCUCGGCGGCCACAACCACAAAGCCAAGUCGGCCAGCAACUUGGACGAGUCGGACUUUGGGCCCCUGGUGGGGGCCGACUGCAGCGUGACAGACAGUAGCUUUGGCGAGACGUCAUCCAUCAGCUCAAUCAAGCUGACGGCGAGUCACUUCCUGCUGACUAAAGACCAGGAGAAGGCCAUCAAAGCCAUGACGCCUGAGCAGGAGGAGACGGCGUCGCUGCUGUCCAGCAUCUCGCACGCCCCCGACACCGCUUACUUACCACCUGCAGGCUACCGGCUCGUCAGCGACAGCGAGUGGAACCUGCUGCAACAAGAGGUCAAAAAUGCCGGCAGGAAGCUCGGACGACGCUGCGAUAUGUGCUCCAACUACGAGAAGCAGCUGCAGGCCAUUCAAGGACAAGAGGCCGAGACACGAGAUCAGGUGAAGAAGCUGCAGGUGAUGCUGCGUCAGGCCAAUGAUCAGCUGGAGAGGACGAUGACGGAGAAGCAGAAUUUGGAGGAGUCGGUCAAAGUGGGCAAUGAGCAGACGGCCGUUAAGGUGUCUGCCCUCAUGCAGAGAGUCCAGGAGUCAGAGACGCUGCUCAGCACACUACAGCAAGCCUUCAGUGACGCUAAGAGGAACACACAGGAACAGAUGGUGGUGCUGGUGAAGUCGAGGGAGCAGGUGGCAGACGAGCUAAGUCGACUACAGAGAGACAACGAGAGUCUGCAGGGAAAAUACAGGCUGCACGUCGAACUACAGCAGCAGGAGGAUUUCCAGAUGCCCAACACGGUGCAAGAGUUACAAGGUCUGGUGGUGCGGUUGCGCGAGGACAUGGUGGCGUUACGGACGUCUGCCGAUCACAUGGAGGAGAAGCUGAAGGCCGAGAUCCUGUUUCUGAAGGAGCAGAUCCAGGCGGAGCAGUGUCUGAAGGAGAACCUGGAGGACACUCUGCAGCUGGAGAUCGAGGGCUACAAGGAGGAAAUAGACAUCUUGGAAGCAUCUUUCUCCAGUCUGAAGACGGAGCUGGAGCGCAUAAAGACCGAGAAGGAACAGAUGCAUAAAAGUCUAUCUGAGAAGACUGAGACACUGGAGAGCAUCCAGGGCCUGAGGAUCAGCCUGGAGCGUCAGCUCAAAGAGCUCUCUGCUGCAAAGAGUGCACUAGAGAGUCAGGUCUUCGACGAGAGAGACAAAGCCCAGCGGCUGCAAACGGAGCUGGACGUCAGUGAGCAGGUCCAGAAGGACUUUGUCAAACUCUCGCAGACCCUUCAGGUACAGCUGGAGCGAAUACGCCAGGCAGACUCCUUGGACCGGAUCAAAGUAAUCCUCAACGACACCAACUUGACUGACAUCAACCAGCUUCCAGAGACAUGAUGCCACUGAAUGAAGACUGCCUUCGGUUUCAUUCCCCUCUUCCUCCAUCACUGGCCCAGUAACAUUAUUGUUCUUCUUCCCUGACCCUUCCUCCUCCUCUUCCUCCUCCUCCUCCUACCCAUAACCACCACGGAAGAGUUCGGAAGGACGAGGACAGACGCGGCAUGAGGAGCUCAUGGCCUUUUGUGUACAGUAAAAGUCUUUGAACACACCAUGGAUAGAAUAAUGAAGAAGAACACUACUACUAAAAAAAAAAAAAAGAAAGAAAAGAAAUGUAAAUAAGUAAAUGUGUGACUGUGGACGGAGGGAGUGGAAGUCCGUCUCCCUGUGGGUCUGUCUGUGUCUUGUUUCUACUGUAGAUACGACUGUCUGUAUUAGCUCAACCAAAAAAAAAAAAGGUUUGUCGUCUUCUAAAAGCACUUUUCAUCUGCAGCUUCUCUUUCCAGGUGAAUAGAAAACAAUUGGAUGCACAGUUUUGUUUUUCCUCCUCCUCCUCCUUCUGUUCUCACAGCGGUUGAUAAUCGCUUCCUUGUUCCACUCGCUUCUUCUUUCUGUGUUGGUUUCUUUGUUUGUUCUUUUUUUUUUCCUGCAUCAUUUUCCUCCCUGUUCUGAUCACGAGUGCCGUAUGACAAAAAGACAAUGAAGGAUGGAAAAUACUUGCACAUAAUUUAACUGCGAAAAAAAAAAAACUGAAAAAAAAAACAUGCAAGCAAUGCCCCUCCAUUGUUGCUUGCUUUGCUUUGUUUUGCUGGUGUCUGACAGAAACCUUUUGUUUUAAAGCUGCAGGAAUAACGUACUUUUUCGACUCUUGAUUUUUAGAAACCAGUUGGAGAAAACACUAGUUAGUCCAGCUCAUUUCAGGUUAAGAAACCAGGUGUCAUAAUUAAAAUGGGACACAUUUUUUCCCCCCACCUGUUAUUAAUUUACUUUCUGUACUGACUUUCUUAAUGUAACCCUGGAGAUAAAUUUAAAUUAUAGUGGGCAGCUUUUAAAUUAUAUCGAAUGAGCACAGCGGGCCGCCCCUUCAUCCCCACGACUAAGGAGUGAAUUCAUUUUUCUUCUCUGACUCAAAACUGAUUUUCUAAAGUGUAAUGAAACGGUUCGUUCGUCACUACGAGGAGUUCUGUUUAUCUGUGAAGCUACUAACUGAUUUGGAUUAAAUAACUUUAAAGUGUCGGGGUCUGUGCUCUCUUUGAGGAUGCCUGUGUUUGAUUGGAUCAAUAAUUGAAUGGAUCAUUGUGGAAAUGUUGCAGCUCCUCCUCCUCCUUUUUUUUUUUCCUUUUCCUUUUCCCAAAACUGACAUAUACACCAUGUUUGUGUUGCAGUAGUUCAACUGUGAAGAGUGGAGAACGUAUGCAAGGUUUUAAUCCCAGUAAAUUAUGUUUGCAACUUUUCAUACAAA